Messenger RNA from Morus notabilis, 2514 nucleotides. Its product is annotated as putative pentatricopeptide repeat-containing protein At3g08820. The transcript has a single exon. The record is from RefSeq and is a predicted model, not a curated record. Lineage: Eukaryota; Viridiplantae; Streptophyta; Magnoliopsida; Rosales; Moraceae. Gene Ontology annotation, molecular function: RNA binding; protein binding; zinc ion binding. Gene Ontology annotation, biological process: RNA modification. Bases 196 to 2262 code for a protein of 688 amino acids.
UUAAACACACGAACAAACCAAAGAUAAGAUAAGUUGUAACUUCCAAGAUCGACCUGGGGUGUGCAUAAAAUAAAGCCUCUCCAAAUGGGUACUUGUUAGUUAUACCUAACGGGUGACACUUGUUAUUGCCAAAAAAAAAAAAAAAAUCAUUCGUAUUCUGUAUCUGGUAGUGGCUGUGCAGUGUUGAAGCAGGUGAUGAGCAUUCUCUGCAACAGAGCCUCUCCAACAACCUCAAAGGCUCUACAGAUCAAGAACCUACUCCUCCAAGGCUUCAUCACCUCCAACCAUCUUAAACAUGUCCACGCCUCUCUUCUCCGUCUCGGCCUCGAUCAAGACAACUUUCUCCUCAACUUGUUCUUCCGCUACGCCUUCGAUUUCGGCAACACUUCUUACCCUCUUCUUGUUUUUCGACACACAAAACAGCCCAACAUUUACGUUUGGAAUACCGUGAUCCGUGGCUUGGUUUCCAGCCAUUGCUUUGACGACGCCAUUGAUUUCUAUUUCUCCAUGCGGAGACAAGGAUUCUUGCCAAAUGGUUUCACUUUCCCUUUCGUUUUGAAGGCCUGUGCUCGGCUUUCGGAUUUCCAACUGGGGUUGAGAAUCCACACCCAUGUUGUGAAAGUGGGUUUUGACUGUGAUGUGUUUGUCAAGACUAGUUUGCUUAGUUUGUACGCGCAAACCGGCUACUUGGACCGGGCCCACCAGGUGUUCGAUGAAAUUCCUGAGAAAAGUAUUGUUUCUUGGACUUCCAUUAUAAGUGGUUAUAUUGGCGUUGGUCGGUUCAGUGAGGCGGUUUCUAUGUUUCGGAGAUCAAUUGAGAUCGGUUUGAGGCCUGAUGGCUACAACCUCGUUCGGGUUUUGUCUGCAUGUACUCAGUCGGGAGAUUUAAGUAGUGCGGAGUGGAUAGAUAGAUACUUAACGGAGAAUGGCUUGGGGAGGAAUCUCUUUGUUGCGACAUCUUUGGUUGACAUGUAUGCUAAGUGCGGUAAUAUGGAGAAAGCGCGAAUUGUAUUUGAUGGGAUGCCUGAGAAGGAUGUAGUUUGUUGGAGUAGUAUGAUUCAAGGAUAUGUACUGAAUGGGCCGGCUAAAGAGGCGGUAGAGCUUUUCUUACAGAUGCUUAAAGAGGGUUUAAAACCCGAUUGCUUUGCGUUGGUUGGCCUGUUCUCAGCAUGUGCUCGAUUAGGGGCUCUAGAACUAGGGAACUGGGCAAGAAGUUUGAUUGACAACGAUGAGAUUUUGUCUGUCCCUGCCCUCGGAACGACCCUGAUUGAUAUGUAUGCGAAAUGUGGGAGUGUGGUUCAAGCCUGGGAAGUCUUCAAAGAAUUGAAAGAAAAAGACCUUGUGUCCUGGAAUGCUGCAAUCUCUGGGCUAGCCAUGAAUGGGCAUGUCAAAGCUGCAUUUGGACUGUUUGGCAAGAUGGAGAAAUCCGCGAUUCAACCUAAUGGGAACACUUUCGUUGGCCUUCUUUCCGGGUGUGCGCAUGCCGGUUUAGUUGAUGAGGGCCGCAGGUAUUUUAAUAACAUGGGUAGUUUCUUUGCCUUGGCUCCUUCCAUUGAACAUUAUGGAUGUAUGGUUGAUCUUCUUUCACGUGCGGGCCUUUUAGGCGAAGCUCAUGAGCUAAUCAAAAGUAUGCCAAUGAAGGCUAAUGCCGUAGUUUGGGGAGCGUUGUUGGGCGGAUGUAGGAUACACCGAGAUACCCAAUUGGCAGAACAUGUACUCAAGCAACUUAUUGAGUUAGAGCCAUGGAGUUCGGGGAAUUACGUUCUCUUAUCAAAUAUUUACUCAGCUAGUAGAAAAUGGAACGAGGCGGCAGAUAUUAGAUCAAGAAUGAACGAGCGAGGGAUUCAGAAAGUACGGGGAAGCAGUUGGGUCGAAUUGGAUGGAGUUGUUCACGAAUUCCUCGUCAGAGACAAGACUCACCCAUUUUCGGAUAAGAUAUACGUGAAACUUGAGGAACUAGACAAGGAACUGAAAGCAGCAGGUUAUGUUCCGACGACGGACUUCAUGCUCUUUGACAUAGAAGAGGAGGAAAAGGAGCAUUUCCUUCGUUGUCACAGCGAGAAGCUUGCCGUCGCAUUUGCCUUGAUCAGCACAGCUUCAAAAGAUGCUAUCCGAGUCGUUAAGAACCUCCGUGUUUGUGGUGAUUGUCAUGAGUUCAUUAAGCUAGUCUCAAAGAUUACAGGGAGAGAAAUCAUCAUCCGGGAUAAUAACCGAUUCCAUUGUUUCGUUGACGGGUUUUGUUCAUGUAAUGAUUAUUGGUGAAGUUUCAUAGGAUUCUUUUAUGCUCCACCUUUUUCUGGUCAUAGAGUUGUUCGAAAUUUGUCCUCAAAUAUUGUUUGGCACUAGAAUUGGCCCCUAGAUGAUUAGUUGUUGCAUUACCUAGUCUCCUUAAAGUAAUUUAUAACAUACAGUUAAAAUGUUAGCUACUAUGAUUAGCAAGAGGUCAAAUUUCCAAUUCACAUCCGAACCAGCCUAGUGAAGAGCGUGGGGGUUUUACGUAGAUCCAAGUGCUUA